This is a messenger RNA of Lasiosphaeria miniovina, 1925 nucleotides long. RefSeq names its product phosphatidylserine decarboxylase-domain-containing protein. Gene Ontology annotation, biological process: phosphatidylethanolamine biosynthetic process. Gene Ontology annotation, molecular function: phosphatidylserine decarboxylase activity. Bases 228 to 1817 code for a protein of 529 amino acids. Gene Ontology annotation, cellular component: mitochondrion. Lineage: Eukaryota; Fungi; Ascomycota; Sordariomycetes; Sordariales; Lasiosphaeriaceae. The record is from RefSeq and is a predicted model, not a curated record. The transcript is spliced from 3 exons.
UCGGCUGAGUAGUUACGGAACAGCACCGCAAUUUGCGCGCCCUUCCCUCUCCCCUUACAUUUUAUCGCAUUUUAUACCCGUAUCUCGUCUCCAGGGGAGGGUUCUACGCGCUUUUCCUGCCUCUAAACGUAAUGACGCGAGUCUACUCCUAAACUGAACUCUGUUUUCCGCCCUCGAUCCGACAGCUCUGCACGAGAAAGAGCAACAUCCCCUCCCCCCAAAACACCAUGGCUUCAUUGCAGAUCAGCGCUGUCUCGAGCAGAGGCACAUUUUCGCACUUGGCAAUCAAACAGCGGUCACCAAUAUGCGCAUGCCAGUACAAAUAUCUUGCGUCACAACGCUGGCGUCCGGCGCAGCGCUCGUUCGGCCAACGUGAUUUCUCCCAGAAAUCACAGAGCCGACCGAAGACAUCGUCCGGGCCGCAGAACGACAAUUUCCAUUGGUAUCCGAUACCCGUGGGCUUGGGUGUCGCCUUUCUGGGCUUGGUGCAAUUCUAUAAGGUUUCUACCCGAGAGCAGGAGAAGGAGGUGGCAGAGAAUGGGAAGAUAGAACCGCAACCCAAGAAGAGGCCGCGCAUUCGGCCGGAUGGUCCUUGGCAGGUCCAGGUCAUGUCCACGCUGCCACUGAAGGCUAUUUCCCGAAUAUGGGGCAAAUUUAACGAAUUGGUUAUUCCCUACUAUCUCAGAGUUCCUGGGUUCCGGUUGUAUUCGUUUAUCUUUGGGGUCAACUUGGACGAGAUCGAAGAAACCGACCUUCAUAAAUUCCCGAACUUGGCAGCCUUUUUCUACCGAACGCUUAAGCCGGGUGUGCGUCCACUGGACCCCAACCCAAAUGCGCUAAUAUCUCCCGCCGAUGGGCGUGUCUUACAGUUCGGUCAAAUAGAAGGAGGCGACAUCGAGCAAGUCAAGGGCAUGACGUACACCGUCGAGGCGCUGCUUGGCCAACGUAGCCCGACGCCCAGCAUCUCGAGCCAGAGCCGUCCAGAAAAGGGAAAUCCUGUGACUGUGGAGCGAGAGCUUGGGGGGGAUGAGGAGUUGGUGAGGAAGGACGAAGAGUUUGCGCGCGUUAAUGGCAUCUCAUACACCCUUCCGGACUUGCUCUCUGGCACUAAAAAAUCCAGCAAGCUCGACACGCCGAAGGAUGAGUCGAUGACCCCGUCUGCCGCCGCCGUGUCCGAAGUCUCCGCGGAACUCGCGCUUGGCGAAAAGCCGUGGUACACCCUCAUGUCUGACGACAACCGCACAUCGCUGUACUACGCCGUCAUCUAUCUAGCCCCUGGCGACUACCACCGUUUCCACUCGCCCACGAACUGGGUUGUGGAGCGCCGCCGUCACUUUGCCGGAGAGCUUUACAGCGUCUCGCCCUAUCUGCAGCGUACGCUACCCGGCCUCUUCACUUUGAAUGAGCGCAUUGUGCUGCUUGGGCGCUGGCGGUGGGGCUUCUUUAGUUACGUGCCCGUUGGCGCUACCAACGUUGGCUCUAUAAAAAUCAACUUCGAUCGAGAGCUGCGGACAAACAGCCUGACAACGGAUACGGCAGCCGACCGUGCGGCCGAAGAUGCAGCCCAACGAGGGGAACCCUAUUUAGGAUAUGCGGAGGCAACGUAUGAGUCCUCUAGUGCCGUAUUGGGUGGUCAUGCACUCCAGCGAGGUGAGGAGAUGGGUGGCUUCCAGUUGGGUAGCACCAUUGUGCUGGUCUUUGAGGCACCCGCUGCCGAGUAUGACGAGUUGGGCCAGAUCCGAAAGGGUUGGUCAUGGAACGUCGUCAAGGGCCAGAAGCUCAAGGUUGGGCAAAUGGUUGGCCGUGUCGAGUCCUAAACAUCACUUGCCAGGUGUUGUUGUUCUCCGAUACCACUUGUUGAUUUUACUGUCAUAUAUGUAUACUUAAGUUGACUCCUAGGUGUUUGAUAUAGAUGUAAGCACUCC